GCCUCUCAACUCUCUUUCCCGACGUAAAGAUGGCUGAUCAGAAUAUCCGUGCGUUCCAAAAGCAGCUAGGUAUUAACCUAAACCGCAAGCAGGUGACCAAGAAGAAGGGCCUGCGUAUGCACCGCAGCAUUGGUCUCGGAUUCAAGACUCCCAAAGAGGCCAUCUCCGGUACGUACAUUGACAAGAAAUGUCCCUUCACCGGUCACAUCUCGAUCCGUGGUCGUAUCCUGACCGGCGUGGUACGUAAGUUGAAGAUGCAGCGUACGAUCGUGAUCCGUCGUGACUAUCUGCACUUUAUCCGCAAGUACGACCGUUUUGAGAAGCGACACAAGAACGUGAGCGUGCAUCUGUCCCCGUGCUUCCGCGACGUCGAGCCCGGAGACAUCGUGACUGUCGGAGAAUGCAGGCCCCUUUCCAAAACCGUUCGCUUCAACGUGUUGAAGGUCGCCAAGAUGGCCGGUUCCAAGAAGAAGUUCACCAGGUUCUAAAAUUUUAUUUGUGCUGGUGAUAAUGUACAACAAUAUUCAGCAUUGUGAGGAGACCGUGUUUGCGAUUGGAGCGGAGGAAUAAAGAUCGAAAAACUACAACAAAA
Molecule: messenger RNA, 592 nt
Organism: Anopheles coustani
Lineage: Eukaryota; Metazoa; Arthropoda; Insecta; Diptera; Culicidae
Gene: RpS11
Product: small ribosomal subunit protein uS17
Exons: 4
Coding region: 30-488 (152 amino acids)
Biological process (GO): translation
Cellular component (GO): cytosolic small ribosomal subunit; ribosome
Molecular function (GO): structural constituent of ribosome
Source: RefSeq, a predicted model, not a curated record